AUGGCGCUGUGGGCGCUCGGCGCCCUGCUGCUCUCAGGGUACAUGUACAUGGACACAGAAGCUGCUCAUGAGCUGAGGGAGGAUUGGCAGGACGGAGGCUGGGACGACUCGCCCCUGGUCUCAGACCAGCUUCUUCAGGGACGACGCGUCGCUUUGACUCGGAGGAAGAGGAACAUCCUGUUUCCCAGCGGAGUCCAGCUGUGCACUCAGGAGACGCUGGACCAGGCCGUCGCCAACCAUCUCAAAUACUUUCACCUCAGAGUGUGUCAGGAGACGGUGUGGGAGGCCUUUAAGAUCUUCUGGGACCGGCUGCCGGAUCGGGACGACUACCAGGACCGGGUGAGUCGCUGCGUGGACGGCUCCGCCAGCGCCAUGGACAUCGGCAGCUUCUUCAGCCAAUCAGAGGAGCACAUCAGCCUCAUCAAGAGUAGGGUCGCCCUGGCAACUUCGUUAAACAGCUCUGAGACAACAUCCGUCCAGGCUGGAGACUCGCUGACGGACACAGCGGGGGAUGUUGUCGUCAUUGGGUCGAUUCCACCUUCAGUCAUCGCUGAGAUUCCCACAGAGUCUGAAGAAGAGGAUGUUGCUGAGGUCAUUGACUCUGCUACCCACAUGCCUUUGGUUGGACAAGAAGAAAAGCCUGUCCCAGAUACAAGCAAGGAGGAGACUGAAGAGAAUUUAACUCCUACUGAUCUGGAUGUACCCGACUCAGAGGUGAUUGAAGAAGUCACCCCUGUCGGUGAAGAGCCACCUUUGGAAGUUGUCGCUGAAGAGCUCCUCACAGAAGCUACUGUUAUGGUUCUUACAAAGCCCACAACAGUACCUGCUACAGAAGCUGUCACAGUGCAGGAUCUAGAGCAGCAGGAGACUCCAGAGCUUGGUGCUGAGGCUCCGUCAGAAGUAAUUUUGGAGGCAAUCCAAGAGACAACAGUCAUGUUUAGCCAAGAAGAAGAAGAAAUCCCAGACAAGUCUUUAGAAAUCCCCCUGAGGGUAACUUCAGCUGAUAAUGUUUUCGAGGAACCCACUGAAACAGAACAAGCUGAAGCAGUUCUUGAAGAACCUGAAGUGGACGUCCACAAAUCACCAGAAGUUGUAGAAGUUAGUCAAGAAACAAGGGAAGUCCGCACAGAGCCAAUCCCAGCUGUGACUCCAGAACAAGAACCUGACUCAAGCAUAGAAACAGAAGUUCCAUCUCAGUCCUAUAUUCUGGUGACAACGGUCAGGGUCAACGUAAAAGCCAGUGAAGAUACUGAAGAGGACCAAACACCAGAAGACCAACUGACGACUCAGUUUACUCCAAAUGCAACAGACAAGCCAGAGGAGGAGGUAGAAGUAGGAAUCAAACAUGAAGAACCCAUAGAUGUUAGCAAAGCUGCUGUUCAAUUGGAGGCUCCUGCAUUAGAAACAGCGAGUGAAAACCUACAUGAGGAAGCAGGGGGUGCUGUGGGGACUGUAGAAGCUCAACUAGAGUUUAUUAAAGAAGGAGAAGAAGAGCCAGUGAAACUAGCAGAUACAAAUGAAAAAGAUGAAGAACCAACUGAAGAAAGACCUGAGGCACCUGCGGAUCCUGUAGAUGAAAUAACACCUGAAGAAGAUACAGAGCCCACAGAGGAACCAGUAGGAGAACCAGAACGUGUCGAGGGUAUUGCCAAAGAGAAGAAACCUACAGUAGAAGAGGAGCAUGAAGUAGUACCUGAUAAUUUUAUUACAUCUGUGUCUGAUGAGACAACCGAGGAAGAACCAGGAGCAGGACAAACCAAGCCCCAAGUUACAGAGGAGAUGACGUCCCAGGUCCCUGCAGAGUCUCAUGAGGAGAGGACUUUGGUUGUUGUUGAUCCAGAGGACACAGAAGAAGCAUCUGAACUUCCAGGAGGCUCAGAGUUUGAAAUCAUUUCAGAAAUCACAGAGGAGGAUGCCACCCAGUUGACUUCAAGUGAGGUCCCAGAACCUGGAUACGCUCCUGCAGCUGAGGAAGAUAUUUCCUCAGAGGGUCCAAGGGAAAUAUCCCCAGAAGUUGUGACUCACAUUCAGCCAGGUAGGAUUUCAGAGGUGGAAUCUUCUGAGGAGGUCAUGCCAGAGUCUCAUGAAGACGUUGUCCCAGAAGCUGCACCUGAGGAAGACAGAGCACCAAGUGGGGACAGCAUCCAUGAUGCUCCAUCCGAGGUUCCACGAGAGAAGGUGGAAAGGAUCUCUGUUGAUGUUACAGCAGAAGAUACAGGCACUCUAGAUAAAGUGUAUUCGGAGUCCUCAGAGGAAAUCCCUCCAGAAGCUGUGGUCGGUAUACCUGCAGAGAGUACCCAGGGUACUGCCUCUGAGGAGGCCCCCCCUGGCACAUCUUUGGAAGUCACGACCAAGUACAUAGUGGAGUACAACAAUGGAAACUUCCCUGAUACAACAGAGAGGCCUCCUGACGUAGAUGACAGCUUACUGGAGGAGGAGGAGAACUCGAUCGGCAACGAGAUCGACGACACGCUGCUGCGGCCCCCCCGGCCCCUGAAGGACCAGGUGGUGGAGCUGAGCAUCAAGCUGAGAGGAGAAACCUACCACGACGCUCUGAGGGAUCCCAGCAGCUUCCACUACCAGCAGCUGGCCAAGCACUUCACCCGCAAGAUUGAAGACGCCUUUGAGAGGCUGCCGGGCUUCAAGGACGUGUACGUGGUGGAGUUCAGACCACAGAAGGACCUGGAGCGAGGUUUGGUCGUCCUGGUCCACUACGCCAUCACGCUGGAGGUGGACAGCGGCGGCGUUCCCAACGACACGCUGGACUUCAUCUCCUUGCAGAACAAUCUGGUGGAGAAGAAUUACCCUGGAGCCGCCGAGCAGCCCACCGUCGUCUACACCAUCACUGACUUCCGUAACUACAUCACUGAGGCGCUGCACAAAGACAACUUCAUGAGCAACAGCAGCCUGGAGACGCAGGGGGACCCUCUGCAGCUGGAGAACGCCGAGAACCUGCUGCUCUCUGUGAAACCCACGAGUCGACCAGACAACUCCUUCGACAACAUGGAUAAUGUCCUGGCAGCAGAGAAGCCUCCCGACGCUCCGAGUCAUGAGGAGGAAGGAAGAAAUGUUUUUCUGAAGAAGGACGACUUCCUGUUUGACCCCGUUGAUCCGUGGAAAGGUCCUCAGACUGGGGGGGUGAGCGAGAAUGACGUCUUCACGUUUGAGGAGAGCUCGGCUCCUCUGGCGCCCGAUGAAUUCCCCGAUAAGACGUCGGACCUGGAGUCCCUGGAUGAAGAGAAUCAUGUAUUUAUUGGAGAUGAGGGAUUUCUUCUCAAUAAUGCUCCUGGUGCUAGAGACGAUUCCUCCAGAGGGGACCAUGCUGUCAGUGCUGGAAGCUCCUCAGCCACUACCCCUCCACCGCUGAGUCCUCAGAAGGGCUCUGAGAACUCCAUGGACGAUGGGUCUGGUUCUGGUUCCUCUGGAGCCGGACAGGGAGCUGAUAUCUGGUCCUGGCAGCUCUCUGUGACCUCGGGUGGGACUGGCAGCCUGGAGAUGCUACCACCUCCUGAUCUGGAGGAGACUGAUGAGGAGGAUGAAGACCAGGAUGAGCAAGGGGUUGUUGUUGUUGAGUCUCUGAAAAAGGAGGAAGGUGAUUUGGUUGCAAUGGGAGUAGAACUCACAAAUGCUCCUCAUUUGUGGACAACAACAGCUCCUGCUUUUGAGGAGUCAGUGCAGGAUGGAGGCCUUGAGAAACCUUUCCUGGAUGAAGUCCUGGUAACGCCGCACAUCAGCACCGAUCCACGGUUCUCAACCACAACCCAAGCUCCUGUGUUCUCACCCAGAGGAACAUUGACUGUUGAACUUUCAGUACAAACGUUUGAAGCGUCUGGAGUCUACGAUGUGUAUUCCCUGACAGAACCACAUGUAACUAUCGUGCCAGGCAGAGAUUCUCCUGAACUUGAAUCUUGGACUCGUGAGGCGCCGUUUCAUUUUGGACCAACUGAUUCAUCAGUCAAUCUUCAAGAAACCACUGAAGUGGUGGAAGUAACUACAGCAGCAGAAGAUGCACCUGAGAGCAACCGGGUUGAAGGGAUUCUGGCGCCUGUGGUUCCUGAUACUGAAGCCCUUUGGACCGAAGAGUCUCCGACCUUCGAAGAAGUCCAUGCAGUCACAGAACCUAGCUUUGCUAUCAUCACUGAACUGUCAGAACUUGAGGUUCUCACAGAAAAACCCAAACUGCUGCUGCCAGAACCUGCAGAUCACCAUGAGGUUGAGAUUUUAGAAGAGCAGCACAUCGGCACCUCUGAUCCUACAUCGACAGCAGCAGCAGCGCCGGCGGCCGAGGCUCUGGACAGUGACCUGCUAGCGGAUGAAGUCAUGGUCGUCACCACAACCACCGCUGCUCCCGUCUCGACCACAUCCAUCAACUCAGACCACAGCAUCGCACUCUCGCCUGAGAAAGACUCUCCGUUUACUCGUGUGUCGGAUUCAGCGCCGGAAGACGAGGACCUGAUUCAACAUGAACACCUCAACCUUGAAGAUUCAGAUGAAGUUCCAAUAAGCUUUCCAUCUCCAGACGUUACUGGUUCACCACCAACAGUGGUGGCUGUAAAAGAAAAAGACAGUUCUCCAACUGUUGGUUCCAAACCGCUGCCAGGUGCUUCGGCACAGGGUCACGACAUUGACUCAACCUUGACAGAUGCUCUGAAAGAGGAAGUAGAUACUGACAUCCUCCAAACAUCUCCGUCCUCCCUUCAGAAAGUCAUCGCUCCUGCUGCUGAGAUCCAGACGUCUGAGCACGAUGUCCCUGAUGUGCCGAGCAUCGACGUCAGCUUCGACGUGUUCCAGUAUGACGGAAUCGCGACGGAAGGCGACAGCAGUGGUUUCUCCAGUGGCACUCAGGGGUCCGAUCUGGAUGCCAUCGCAUUACCAUCCCAACCUGCCAGGGAUCUAACCGUGUUCUUCAGCCUGAGGGUGACCAACAUGGCGUUCUCCAUGGACCUGUUUAACAAGAGCUCCCCUGAGUACAAGGCCCUGGAGCAACGCUUCAUGCAACUGCUGGUCCCGUACCUGCAGUCCAACCUGAACAACUUCCAGAACCUGGAGAUUCUCAACUUCAGGAAUGGCAGCAUCGUGGUGAACAGCAGGAUGAAGUUUGGUAAGCCGGUUCCCAGAGGCGUCACCAACGUCGUCUACCUGAUCCUGGAGGACUUCGCUAACACCGCCUACCAGACCAUGAACUUGGACAUCGACAAGUACUCGCUGGACGUGGAAUCAGGUGACCGAGCCGAUCCCUGUAAGUUCCAGGCCUGUAACGAGUUUUCCAGAUGUAUGGUGAACCGGUGGUCGGGCGAGGCCGAGUGCGUCUGUGACGCCGGGUAUCUGAGCGUGGACGGUCUGCCUUGUCAGAGCGUCUGUGACGUGCAACACGAUUUUUGCCUCAAUGACGGAAAAUGUGACAUCAUCCCUGGCAAGGGCGCCAUCUGCAGAUGUCGAGUUGGAGAGAACUGGUGGUACCGUGGUGAGCACUGUGAGGAGUACGUCUCCGAGCCGCUGGUGGUGGGCAUCGCCAUCGCCUCAGUGGCAGGCUUCCUCCUGGUGUCGGCCGGAAUCAUCUUCUUCCUGGCGCGGACGCUGCGAGAGCAGUACGACGCCGAGGACACGGAGGACCCAGUGAGACGUGGAGACAGUUUGCCGACGCUGGAACGGGCCACCAAGUUCAACCCGAUGCUGGAGAGCGAGCCCGUCACCGCCCAGUACUACCGGCGCUAUGACCACGACUUGCCUCAGUUCUACCCCGGCCGUGACCCGCCCCCCCCCGAGCUCAGCGGCUCGGCCAGCGCCGACGGCUCCAAAGAGCUGAACAGCGGCGAGAUACAGAACCUCUACCAGAACACCGCGCUCAGCAGAGAGGAGAUCCAGGAGCGCCUGAGGAUUAUCGAGUUGUGGUCCAAGGAUCAACACUUUGCAGACUUUGUGCAACAGACUCAAGUGUUCCUGGAGAGAAGAGGAAGCUCCACCACCUAGAGAGCAGAGUGAUGGAGAGAGCUCAGAAUCCUGCCUUUGUCUGUGACUCGAGGAGGGGGGAGGGGCUUGUGGUCUGUCACCUCGCUGCGUCUCAUUGGCCGGAGCAGAGGUGACGAGCUGCUGAAUCUUGGGACUCUUUCUAUUGAACCUGACGUGAACUCUGACCCCUACAGGGUCGUCUGUUCCUCUGACCUUUGACCUUUGUGUGUACAUGCUUAAACGCUUCAGUCAGUUUCUGUCUUACUCUUCAUCUUCCGCCUCAACUCACCGUUUCUGUUUGCGUCUCGACCCGCACGUCCUCGCUGUCGCAGAGAAGGAAGAGCUUCAGACCUCGUGAUUGGUCGUGACAGAAAGGCCGUGCCCUGGUCGGGACUCCUCCCCAUCAGUGCCUUUGCCGCUUCUCUGGGAUUUGAUGCUUUGAACCUCAGAUACCUGGACGUUAAAAACCGGUGUUUCCGUGACUCCACGACAACUCGACCAGUAAACCGCCUGUUUCCUCUCCUGUGUUCAGUCAGCUGCUUAACGAACCAAUGUUUACAUUUCUCUGCUGGAGUGUAACCGAUGUGUGGCAUGUGUAGCAUGUGUAGCAUAUGUAGCAUGUGUAGCAUGUGUAGCAUGUGUAGCCAGAAGGUAACACAAUGAAUGUUCGCAACAGGAAACGUCCCGAUGUUCGUGAGCUACGGAAGACGAGUCUUGCCACAAGAAACUGAAUCUUUUCUUGUGGCACGACUCCUCUUCGGUAUUUAUGUUUCCGAUGUUUCUGAUGCUUCUAGGAAACGUUGAACGUGAAUUUAUACGCUGAUGAUAUUCUCUUGUUUGUGCACAACGACCAUCUGGUUUGUAAAAGCUACGACCUUGUUCCCGCAGGUUACAAAGGAAACGAUCCGAGCGUUUAAAACAAUAAAAGAGUUCAAACCGAUCGAGAGGAAGAAGAUUUCAAACGUUCAAGAACAUUUUGUGUAGAAAAUCAGAUAUUUGUGUUGUUUCUUUAAAAUCUGUGUUUUUAUUAGACGUCUAAGACACGACAAACAGGGACUCCUCCGCAGGUCACGUGUGUGUGUGUGUGUGUGUGUGUUGUGUGCACGUGCGCGGCCUCUUUCCUUUGUGGUGUUUUCUAUUGUGUUUUAUAAACUGUUUGUCUGAUUAGAACAAAACUAAAACUGUGUAAAACUGACGCACUCACUUUUUUUAAAUAAAAAGACGAUAUUUUGUA
Molecule: messenger RNA, 7183 nt
Organism: Platichthys flesus (European flounder)
Lineage: Eukaryota; Metazoa; Chordata; Actinopteri; Pleuronectiformes; Pleuronectidae
Gene: impg2b
Product: interphotoreceptor matrix proteoglycan 2b
Exons: 20
Coding region: 1-5970 (1989 amino acids)
Biological process (GO): visual perception
Molecular function (GO): heparin binding; hyaluronic acid binding
Source: RefSeq, a predicted model, not a curated record